Messenger RNA from Pieris macdunnoughi, 2484 nucleotides. NCBI's taxonomy places the organism in Eukaryota, Metazoa, Arthropoda, Insecta, Lepidoptera, Pieridae. The record is from the annotation of a GenBank genome assembly.
AUGUUAAGCAGAUUUUCUGAUGUGUUGCAAACUGCUGCGGACGUACUAGCUCCGCCGGCCACAAAGUAUGAAGACUUUGAAUACCAUUGGAAGAUGAUAGUGAACUUUUAUCAAGCUUAUGAUGAAACAACAAAAGUGCACAUUGAAGAUACCAGAGUUCCACAUCAUUUACAUCAGAUGUUUCAGCUAAUUGUUGAUGAAGAAAAAGAACAGCAAGGCGGAACCGUUGGGCCUUGUUUAGAAGCAGUGGUACAGAGAUCCAUAGGUGUAUUAGAUGCAUUAGCGGUUCUUGCAGUAACCGAUAGGCCUCCAGGGGCAAGAGCCAUGGCUUUGAAUUUAGCAACAACACUAUUAAGAAGAACUCAACAACCAUGUCUUAAUAGCGUUCAUGUUUACCGGCCACUGCAGAGAAUGCUUGUCCAAUGCAAUGAAAGUCCAGCGUCACCUACAGAAAAGGAGGAAGUGGAACUUCUCCUAACCAUCUGUGGUCUUGUAAGAAAAGAAUCAGGUCUUGCUAACAUAUUCACAACACCAUUUAUUGAAGACAGAAUCAGCUUAAUGUCAAUACCAGAAGAUAUUCAACAACUAAUUCCAGUUAAAAGAAAAGUUAAUAAACCAAAGAAAAAUCCGUUGUUCGAUGUAGAUAUGACGCCACCAAUAAAAAUGGCGAUUGUGAGAAAAGACAGUUUCAAUAACUCAGCGGCCGAUGACGCGUCUGUAAAAAGUCAGAAAACAGUGUAUGACGAUAACGAUAAGUUUCUCUUGAUUGAUCUGUUACUCUCAUAUUUAAAUAGUGCGGAUAACCAAGUGGUCCUACGAGCUUGUGAGGGUAUAAUGAUAGUGUCUUCACUUCCGGAGGAUGAUAUAGCCAACUUAAUAACCAGUUGUAGCCCGUGCUGUGAGACAAUUGUGGACAAAUUAUGCACCAAAUACAGAGCGAUACCAAAUGAUGUAGAUCCUAAUGAUGUUGAUCAACUAAAUAUUACUUGGGCAUAUGUCGCUCAGGAUUUUGGCGACAAAAGCUAUAACAAGUUCCAUGGGUAUAGAGAAUUAACCAGUUUCUUCUCUUGGCUUGACUACUGUGAUACUUUAAUGAAGGAAUGCCACCCAACAAUAGCUGCACACUUAGCACGUACAUUCCGGUCAAACUUCCUGGAAGGUGUAGAAAGCUGGCUAUUACCAGCCAGUAAUAAUUCGUCAUUCGUCCACCAGGCAGCGCUUACUACUGCUCUACUAGCAAAGUGUCUACGCGUAAUUGACUCUUCGGAUCUCAUCAAUGAGUUCUCCAACUGGUUGGUUGGUGAUGGAGAGGUGUCAGAAUGGCCAUUAUUAUUGGCGCUUAUUAAUAACUGCCUGACAGAAGACUAUGAUCUCACAUUGGAAACGUUAAGGUUCUUUGAGACAAUAAUAGAGCGCGGCACAGAACAUAGCAUGGACCGGAUAGUCGUGUCACGUGUUAUUUCUCGCGGGUAUUAUUCGCCCCCUGGUCCUGCCACGGUGGAUACCGAUGAGAGAGACCGACUGAAUGACCUGUCCUUCGGGCGAGAGCGAGAUAGAAAUAGGGAAGCCAUGAAGCAGCUCGAACACGAAGACGCAAUAAACGAGCAGAUUAGUGAUAUUCUGUCACACGAGGGUCUCGAUAACAAGGAACAAGGAGAGAAUGUGGAAAAUAUACAUCGAGUUAUAAAUAGUUUUUUGCUGGUUUUGCCGCGCGCGCUGUUAUCAGACCCGGUGGGGGCAGAUUAUGAACAUUAUAUACAUGAUGCCCAACGACAUUACCAGCUAUGGCUAGAUAUAACAGCAUCGUUUCAUUGGCCAUCUGAACCCAAUUGGAUGGAAAAUACAGCUAGUUCCACACACAGCUAUGACAGUCGGCCUGAAGCAGACUUUCAUUUUAGUGCGUUUGACACAUUGCACACCGAUACAAAAAAACUUCUAUCCAAAGAACUAACAGAUGAAGAUCAAUCCAAAGCACAAUCCACAGAUAAAGACGUCAAAGACGAUGUCAAAAGUGACACCUCAGAUACUACAGAUAAACGAAUACCACAGACUAUUGAAGACGAAUUUGAUGAGGGGCCGUUUUUCAAAAUGAUAUUCAAACUGUUAUCAAGGAUGCCCGAUCAACCUUAUCAAGUUAAUUUGCAUUUGACAUCGAUUAUUUCUAAAUUAGCUCUAUUACCGCAUCCGAAUUUGCACGAAUUUCUACUAAAUCCCAAUUUGCCAACGUCAAAGAAUACACGUACGUUGUUCAAAACUCUACAGAAUAUCGCGAGAAGACUUACCUUAGAAAUACCAAGGAUGAAGAAUUAUAAAAAGAUAAUUGAAGACACGAGACAGCAACUGAUGAGUGAAGAUCCUAGCUAUGACAUAAGCGGAGACCAUAAUGAGCUUGUUGAAAGCUUAAUAGUGUUAGAGGAGUUCUGCAAGGAGCUCGCUGCGAUUGCAUUUGUCAAAUACCAACACAUCCUUCAUAUGCACAGAUAA